Symbiodinium pilosum is the source of this 549-nucleotide messenger RNA. Lineage: Eukaryota; Dinophyceae; Suessiales; Symbiodiniaceae. The record is from the annotation of a GenBank genome assembly.
GUUUGCGGCACCACGGCCUUAAGCGCGGCAGCCAAACAAGGCCAUGCAAACAUGGCAAAGCUACUGCUGGAAUCAGAGGCGCAGGUCGACUCUACUGAUUGCUCGGGAGACACACCCCUCAUCUAUGCCUGUUGUGACGGCUACUUCGAGGUGGCGCGUUUGUUGCUGGAGGCUGGUGCCCAGAUGGACCUGGUCACCGAAAAAGGUGAUACCCCUCUCAUCCGGGCAUGUAAGCGUAACCAAGUCGACGUGGUGAGCCUCUUGCUCGAAGCUAAGUCGGACAUCGAGAAGUCGGGGCCAAGUAUGCAGACCCCUCUGAUCGCUGCUUCUUGCACCGGCUACAAGAUGCUGGUGCACCUGCUUUUGGAGCAGAGGGCUGACAAGAAUGCAACCGAUGCAUGGGGAGAGAGUGCGUAUUUGAUGGCUUGCCGCAACCAGCACAUGGAAGUGGCCGAGCUUCUCUGGGGCGGUGGGCCCGAAGAUACGGCUGCCACUCCGGUCCCAAACAAGAGGCACGAGAACCCAUGCGGCGUGGACGGCUCAUUGUGC